AUGAAAAUAUAUUAUAUCUUGAGAUUACAAAAGCGCUGGAACUGGAUUGUUUACAAAACAAACAUGGAAGACGCAGAACCGAAAACAGACAAGAAAAAUUGCACGUUUUUAUUUAAAAGAAGGAAAAUUCGAAGUGCUGCAACCAGGAAACGCAAAGCAACGAGCGACGAAGACGAGAGCAGCGAGGAUGAAACUACGGUAGUUAAGAAAGAAAAAAAACAGGAUGAUCACAAUCCUAUGAAACAAAGCACUAAUACAAGAAGAUUGAAAAGUCAGCAGAAAGCUAGCGACAAUGAUAACAGUGAGGAUGAAAGCGUUACAGUUUCUUACAAGAGUAGCAGAACCCCUAUGCCAGCUGGACCAAGCGAUCAAAGGGCAACAGCAAUUUUGGAAACAGAGACAGAAAAGGACAAAGAUGCUCAGGCUUUGUUUGAAAAGGCUCAAAAAAUAAAUGAAGAACUGGAAGGAAAGGAAGAUGAUAAAAUUUACAGGGGUUUGAACAAUUAUGCUCAAUACUAUAAAAAGAAAGAUACUGCAGCUGGAAAUGCUUCCAGUGGUAUGGUACGUAAGGGACCAAUUCGUGCGCCAUCUAAUCUAAGAGCAACCGUUAGAUGGGAUUAUCAGCCAGACAUAUGUAAAGAUUACAAGGAAACUGGAUUUUGUGGUUUUGGAGAUAGUUGUAAAUUUCUUCACGACCGGUCCGAUUAUAAAUUAGGCUGGCAAUUGGAAAGAGAAGCUGCUACAGGAGAAUAUAACAAUAGCGGUGAUGAGGAUGAUAAGAAAUACGAAAUCGACAGCGACGAAGAAACAUUGCCGUUUAAAUGUUUCAUUUGUCGGAACAGUUUUACCGAUCCCGUUAUUACAAAAUGUAAACAUUAUUUUUGUGAAAAAUGCGCUUUAGAGCAUUACAAAAAAAGCACAAGAUGUUAUAUAUGCAAUGUACAAACAAACGGUGUAUUUAAUCCAGCUAAAGAGUUAAUUGCACGGACAAAGAUGGAAGAGAAAGAAAGAGCGGCGGCAGAAGAAGACGAAGUUUCCGAUGAAUAAUAAAGCGCUUAUUUUUCUAACAAACGAUAGUAUUUCCUAUUGAACGUUAUAAUCGUUUAGACAAGGGAUGAGCAACCUUUUUUUUAAAUUAUAACUUUACAGGCCAUCAAAUUCUAUAUAUACUGAAACUCUUACUUCCUGAAUUUGAAUACACGCAUAUUAAAGUCGGCCGAACAACUGUCUAUUAUCUUUACCCUUAUCGUCCAUUAAUUUAUUUGUAAAUCAGUUGAUAAAAUAACAACUGUGUCCAGUGAGAAAUAAAGAGAAUGAAAUAUA
This is a messenger RNA of Osmia bicornis bicornis, 1323 nucleotides long. It is a transcript of the gene mdlc, whose product is annotated as E3 ubiquitin-protein ligase RNF113A. Gene Ontology annotation, molecular function: metal ion binding. NCBI's taxonomy places the organism in Eukaryota, Metazoa, Arthropoda, Insecta, Hymenoptera, Megachilidae. The transcript is spliced from 6 exons. The record is from RefSeq and is a predicted model, not a curated record. Gene Ontology annotation, biological process: snoRNA splicing. Gene Ontology annotation, cellular component: U2-type spliceosomal complex. The coding region runs from base 1 to 1047 and encodes 348 amino acids.